GUGCAACUGACAAUGUCAUUUCUGACACAUAAUGUUUGUGGUUAAAAUGUUACACCACGAUUAAAAUUUAAAAGUAGAUCAUACCAUGUAUUAUUCGUCAUCAUUUCUAAAUUCCAUAUGCAAACACACACAUUUUCAAUAUGCCCUAUGGUGGUAAAAAGGGAUUCGUCAGAGGAUUCAUAGCUGGUGGCAUUUCAGCUGGCGUGGUCAAAACCACCAUGGCACCCAUCGAGCGCGUUAAAAUUAUUCUUCAGAUACAAGCAAUCCACAAGGAUAUAUCAGAAAAAGACGCAUACAAAGGUAUCAUAGACGCAUUCAUCCGCUUACCAAAGGAGCAAGGAAUAUUCAGCAUGUGGAGGGGGAAUUGGGCCAACGUUCUGAGGUACGUUCCCACCCAAGCAAUGAAUUUCGCUUUCAAAGAUGUGUACAAGAAAAUAUUUUUAGAGGGAGUAGACAAAACGAAACAGUAUUGGACAUUUUUCGCUUGUAACGUAGCAGCAGGAGGUACUGCUGGUGCUACAUCAAUGCUGUUUAUUUAUCCCCUUGAUUAUGCUAGAACGCGCUUAGCUGUUGACGUGAGUAAACUCGGAACAAAAAAGGAAUACAAAGGUGUGUACGAUUGUCUAUAUAAAACGUUCAAAUCCGAUGGUCUAAUGGGUUUAUACAGAGGAUUAAAUGCUUCAAUACAGGGCAUAUUCGUGUAUCGUGGUGUUUAUUUUGGUUUCUACGAUUCUGUAAAAGUAUUAUUACCAGAUCCCGCGCAUCCAUCCAUCAUUAAUUCAGUCAUCCUAGCAAAUUGCGUAUCGCUGCUUGCAGGGUUAACAUCGUAUCCUUUCGAUACCGUAAGAAGACGCUUGAUGAUGCAAUCGAACGUCGAAGAAAAAGACGUCAUCUACAAGAACACUCUAGAUUGCUGGGUGAAAAUUUACAAAAACGAGGGGCCCAGGGCGUACUUCAAAGGUGCUUUGUCCAACGUUUUACGUGGGUGCGGAUCGGCUUUGGUUUUAGUUUUAUAUGAUAAGGUUAAAAGGUACUUGUAAACGUGUCAUAUAUUAAAAUAUUUUAAACAAUGAG
Messenger RNA from Psylliodes chrysocephalus, 1074 nucleotides. Lineage: Eukaryota; Metazoa; Arthropoda; Insecta; Coleoptera; Chrysomelidae. The record is from the annotation of a GenBank genome assembly.